Brachypodium distachyon (stiff brome) is the source of this 804-nucleotide messenger RNA. RefSeq names its product oleosin 16 kDa. NCBI's taxonomy places the organism in Eukaryota, Viridiplantae, Streptophyta, Magnoliopsida, Poales, Poaceae. The transcript has a single exon. The coding region runs from base 53 to 568 and encodes 171 amino acids. Gene Ontology annotation, cellular component: monolayer-surrounded lipid storage body; membrane. The record is from RefSeq and is a predicted model, not a curated record. Gene Ontology annotation, biological process: lipid storage.
CACCUGGUUGUCUUGUUCAGCGUACGUAUUCAGCGUAGGUGAUAAUCACACGAUGGCAGGAGAGCAGGCGUACCACAGGGGAGGAGUCCACGGCGGCGGCAGCGCCGUCGGGGAGGAGUACAUGCGAGCGAUCCGCGGCGACGACGACUACCACAACAACUACUACGGCCAGCAGCAGCAGCAUCCGAUGGGCGUCACGGUCACGAAAGCCGUGGCGGCGGCGGUGGCGGCGGGGUCGAUGCUGUUCCUGUCGGCGCUGACGCUGACGGGCACGGUGCUGGCGCUCGUCGUGGCGACGCCGCUGCUGGUGAUCUUCAGCCCCGUGCUGGUGCCCGCCGCCGUCGCCGUGUCGCUGCUGGCGGCCGGGUUCGUGUCGUCGGGCGCCUUCGGGGCCGCGGCGAUGGGCGUGCUGGCGUGGAUGUACAGGUACUACGUGUCGUCAUCGGGGGAGUCCUCCUCGCCGCCUGGGGCAGAUAAGGUGGAUUAUGCCAGGGCCAGGCUCGACUCCAAGGCGCACGACGUCAAGAACUGGGCGCAGAACCGCCUCGACCAGGCACGCACGCAGUAGAGUUGUGUUCUCGGCCCGUGUAAUGCACUUGGUCCGCGGCCGGUGCUGUCGCCUAUGAAUAAUGAGUUGCAGAUCUAGCUAGUUUACUACUACUUGCAACUUCUGGAAGAGGACAUCGUGAGGUUUUUAGUUAGCGAUCCAUGGAAACCAACUGAGAAUAAAUCCCACUCUCAGUCAGAGCGAUGCUUACUAAACUGAGACGGGAAAGCAGAGCGAACUUAUACCUUGAUUCCACA